GAGGAAGGGGUGAUCCUCAGUGGGGGGGUGAUAGGUUCCCGGAUUGAGAUUUUCGCCAUUUUUUUUUUUUUACUCCAGUACAACCGGUGGGGUGGAAACGCCACUGAUCUAUCCGUUGAUUUCACAGGACCCGCCGACAGAUUGACCUAGUAGCAGCAACUGUCGAGCAUUUUUAUCAAUUUGUCAGUUUAAACUAAACUUCGCCACUCGCAACAAAAUGGGCGACCGGGACGAUUUAGUAUAUCAGGCAAAACUCGCCGAGCAGGCGGAAAGAUAUGACGAAAUGGUGGAGUCCAUGAAGAGAGUGGCCGGGUUGGAUGUGGAACUAACAGUCGAGGAGCGAAACCUACUUUCAGUGGCCUACAAAAAUGUCAUUGGGGCGAGGAGAGCAUCAUGGAGGAUAAUCAGCAGUAUUGAACAAAGGGAAGAAAACAAGGGCGGAGAAGACAAAUUGAAAAUGAUCCGGGAAUACAGGCAAACGGUUGAGAACGAGCUGAAGUCGAUCUGUAAUGACAUUCUUGAUGUACUGGACAAGCACCUUAUUCCAGCUGCUAACACGGGAGAGUCCAAGGUCUUCUACUACAAAAUGAAAGGCGAUUACCACAGGUAUCUGGCUGAGUUUGCUACCGGGAACGACCGGAAGGAGGCUGCGGAGAACAGUUUGGUUGCCUACAAAGCUGCUAGCGACAUCGCCAUGAUCGAACUGCCACCGACACACCCCAUUCGCCUAGGCCUCGCUCUUAACUUCUCCGUAUUUUACUAUGAAAUCCUCAAUUCACCCGACCGCGCGUGCAGGUUGGCGAAGGCUGCGUUCGAUGAUGCCAUCGCAGAGCUGGACACGCUGAGCGAAGAAAGCUACAAGGACUCCACACUAAUCAUGCAGUUGUUACGUGACAACCUGACACUAUGGACUUCAGACAUGCAGGGAGAUGGUGAAGAACAGAACAAAGAGGCGCUGCAAGAUGUGGAGGAUGAGCCCCAGUGAGACAUUACAGCCAACCUGAGACCCCACCCACCCCACCCCCACACACAAACUGUGGCCGCCACGCCCAAGUGACCGCGGCUCUCAGCAGCUCUCUGACCACAUGGUCUUAGAAAUAAUCAGUCAUUGUUAUUAUUGUUUUUGGUUUUGUUUUUUUGCCCUUUAAUUCAAUUCAAAUAUAAAUACCACUUAAUUGAGACAAUAAAUACAAUUUUGGAAAGGCAAAGAGUCCCUGGUUUAUUUUUAUUUUUCUCGGUACACGCGGUUCUGAAAAAAAUCUUUGUUUUCAUUAUUGUAUUGUUUUAAUUUAGUUUUGUUUAUGAUCUUUCCUCAAUAUUUUAUCAGUUGCUGGAUGUAUUUUGAGAUUUUUUUUUUCUUAAUGUAAUUACAGAAAUUAACUUUUAUUACUGAUAUGUCUAUUAGUUGUGGGAGCUGUACUAUUUCUGUUAGUGAGAGAUGCAAAUCAUUAAUCCUUUUUAAGGACAAGUCUAAACAAAGUCCUCUUUCGUGAACCUAGUUUAUCAGAGGAAGUUGGCAAAAUUCUUGAUAUCCACGUGGAGCAAAAUGCUUAACUUUUACACCAUAGUGAUUCUAUUGUGAUGUUUUGGAUUGUAUGUUGUGCUAAAAUACUGUAUUGCGAAUACUUGCUGAUUUCAGAUGAGGGCUGGUAGCCGUAAAAAUCAGAGGAAGCCAUGCGUUAACAGACAGUUCUCGACUGGCUUCUGUUGCAAGAUGACAGGGUUCUAAAUAGAUGAUUUCAAGCCUGCAUGAGUUCAUUAAUUUUCUGCCUCUUUCCCCUCCUUUUAUAUAGCUCAAUGUUUUCCUUUUCUUUCAGCUUCAUUAUGUGUAACUUACAGCUAAUUUGUACUACUGGAUAUCUGACUGGAGCCACAAUCUGUAUUGUUCUUACUGAAACACAGCAUGGAAUUAACAUUAAACAAUCUAAAUUAAACAUA
Molecule: messenger RNA, 1938 nt
Organism: Oncorhynchus kisutch (coho salmon)
Lineage: Eukaryota; Metazoa; Chordata; Actinopteri; Salmoniformes; Salmonidae
Product: 14-3-3 protein epsilon
Exons: 6
Coding region: 218-985 (255 amino acids)
Source: RefSeq, a predicted model, not a curated record